ACGUAUGGUCCUUUCGAUUAUUGACUUUUUGUAUCUUGCAGCUGGAGCCUUAUUAGCUUGCGUCCAAGUUUUAUCAAAGUUUUAUUCCAUUUUAUCUGUAUUUUUGUUCUACUAAUUAGUUUAAAGCAUGUAUGAAUAUUCUUUCAACCCAAAUAUCGAUCAUGAGCCCGGAUCUGUAGAAUCUCAACAAUCCACUAUUUAUUCGGAUUCUGAUGAUUCUGAUGACAGUUUUCUUGACGAUGAAGUAAUACCACCGAAGGAACAAGCUAUGAGAAAAAUUGAAUUCGCUCUUGCAGAUAUUAAAAGGCAAAUGGAUAACAAAGAGAAAUCGUUGACUUUGAGAAUAUCGACUAGUAAAUCACAUUUUUGCCUUCGUUAUACAGCAAAGAGGAAAGGAAAAUUGGAUAGAGAUUUGCACUGUCUUCACCAAGUUUAUGAUUUGCUCGAAAAUGACAAAAGAUCAACGAAAAGAGAAUUGUAUUAUGAACAUAAAGCAGUUUAUGGAAACCAGAAAUAUUUAGACAGUUCAAUAAAAUCAAUUUGUGAGCUUUUGAAUGAAAGUCGGGCUAAUUUAAACAUUCUCUCUUGUGGACGCGGGAUAAUUCGUGGAGCAAUUACUUUUUUAGUUGAGAAUGUUGGUGUAAUUGAUGCGAGAGUUCAAGAAGUUUUGAUCACAGAUGCACUGUUAUUUUCGAAUAUAAUAUCAGAAGCCGAUUUCAUACUUGUUGUUGAGAAAGACACAACUUUUCAAAAAUUAAUGGAUGAAAAUUUUCAAGCAAUGUUUCCACGUGGGAUUCUAGCAACUUCGAAAGGAUAUCCGGAUAUUGCAACUCGAAAUGUUCUGAAAAUGUUGAGUGAAAAAAGAAAAUUUCCAAUAUACGGACUGUUUGACGCUGAUCCGCAUGGUAUUGAAAUCUACUUGACUUACAAAUAUGGACCUACGAAAGAAUUUGCCGAAGGCCGAGGAGCCUUUGUUCCAACGAUUGAAUGGAUCGGUCUUUUCCCAACUGAUUUUCAUCGUUUCACCAUCGAUCAAUCACAAUGUCUUCCAUUGGUUCGAACUGAUUUUGUGAAAAUUGAGAAGAUGAUUCCUCGAUCGAUUCAACUCGGAGAAAUAGUGGUGACACGAGAAUUAGACUGGAUGAUUCAGAAUAAAUUUAAAAUGGAACUUGAAUCAAUAAAUAUGUGCGGACAGGAGUAUAUGGCUCGAUUCUUGAUUGCUCCGAGAGUCAUGUCGAUAGAAAAAGAAAUUCCGAUUCAACCAGAGACGAUUAUAAACGAGUACCACGAAGAUUCACAAUGUUCGCUGUCGACAGAUGAUGAUCGGGAAGCAAAAGACGAUGACUAUAUAGAUUCGGAUGCUGAAGAAAAGUUCCAGAAUAUGAUAGAUAAUGAUAGUGAUUGAAAAUAAUAUGAAACAGAUUUUAUUUU
Messenger RNA from Caenorhabditis elegans, 1431 nucleotides. It is a transcript of the gene spo-11, whose product is annotated as Meiotic recombination protein spo-11. Lineage: Eukaryota; Metazoa; Nematoda; Chromadorea; Rhabditida; Rhabditidae. Gene Ontology annotation, biological process: meiotic DNA double-strand break formation; DNA metabolic process. The record is from RefSeq and is marked reviewed. The transcript has 7 exons. Gene Ontology annotation, cellular component: chromosome; nucleus. Gene Ontology annotation, molecular function: ATP binding; DNA topoisomerase type II (double strand cut, ATP-hydrolyzing) activity; catalytic activity. Bases 128 to 1405 code for a protein of 425 amino acids.